AUGGAGCCUGCUGGGAAGAUACUCUUCUUCGGAGAUACCUCCUUGCCCUUAACGGCGGCAUUGUCCCAGCUGCUCAAAUCACAGCGGAGGAAUACUUUGCUUUCGAAGUUUCUCAUAUCAGCUCAUGAAGCACUUCGUGAGGGUAUCAAGAACCUUCCGCAGCAUGUCCGGGCAGAUGCGUUGAGGUUGACGUCGCUGUUCGAUUUUGUGAAUGUUGAGAAUCAGACAUCGCAUAGCUUGCGCGUACUAUCACCCGCACUUCUUGUUCUCGUUCAGUUAGGGAACUGUAUAUCGUGGUAUGAGAACCAUCCACAUGUGGAAUUUCCCAGCUCAAGGGAUUCGGUACAUAUUGGGCUAUGUGUAGGCCAAUUAUCUGCUGCUGCAGUCGGUCUUUCAAGCAGUCUUCUGGAGCUUGUUACGCUCGCAGUGGAAGUUAUCAGGGUCGCAGUUCGGCUGGGAUCGUUGGCGUUCACCGUUGGGGGUGACUUGGAGGACGAUAGCGAAGGAGCACCAUGGGCGCUCUUGGUGAACACAGAUAUAGUGUCAAAAGAUGAUUUGCUCUCUUUGGUCGCAACACUGGUAACGUAUUCCCCGAGACAGCAAUUCGAGUGCUCUUCUGACAUCGUUCAGGACACCCCAGCUGGAAAAUGUGCGUUUAUCACAGCAGAGUUCGAGCGGACAGUCACAGUACAAGGUCCUCCAUCAACGCUGGCUCGAUUUAGAAGAGCACUUCUUGAGAAGGCCGCUCCCGCAAAUUCAAAUCAGUUGGGCCGGCCAGUCCCCAUAUUCGCUCCGUAUCAUGCUCCGCAUCUCUACACAGAAGCGGAGAUCGCGGGCCUGACGGAGGCCCUAGACACGAGAAUUGCAGAGCAACAAUCCAGAUCUCCACCUCAAAUUUUCUCUGCAGGAAAUGGAGAAACUUAUAGCAAAGGCACUUGCAGGGAAGUGCUCACCGAAGCCUUGACAGAUAUACUAAUUCGCCCAAUCCGAUGGAAGCAUCUUUGUCAAGGAGCCGGAUCUUCUAUUGCAAAGGCAAGUCUAUCGAGCUGGGAGAUCCAAUGUUUUGGGCCAGUGCAUACGCAGAAAGCACUUGCCUCCAAUCUGAGUUCAGCACUGGGUUCCAGCAUUUCCAUAACCGAUACCUCAAUAUCGAAUGAUGGAACCGGGGUCGACGGAGGAUUUGACACACCCAUUGCUAUUGUUGGGAUGGCAGGUCGGUUCCCCGACUCUGAUAGUGUGGAGGAGCUCUGGCAGAUUCUCUCCAAUGGCAUUGACUGCCACAAAGUGAUCCCAAGUGAUAGAUUCGACCCAGCCAUAUAUGUGUCGAAAGAUGGCAAAUACAAGAACAAAAGUGCAACGGAGUUCGGCAACUUCAUGAAGAGUCCUGGCAUGUUCGAUGCUCGAUUUUUCAAUAUGUCACCCCGAGAAGUCAUGCAGACUGAUCCUCAGCAGCGGUUGGCUUUGGUAACUGCAUACGAAGCACUUGAGAUGGCAGGUUAUGUACCCGGUCGAACGCCAUCUACGCAGAUGGAGAGGAUCGGCACGUUCUACGGGCAGACGACGGACGAUUAUAAAGAUGUCAAUGUGGUGCAAGAGAUAGACACGUACUACGUGUCUGGCGUCGUUCGCGCUUUUGGUCCUGGACGUGUAUCGCGCGCGAAUCAACUUGGUGGCCCGAGCGUGAGCGUCGACACGGCCUGUGCCUCCAGUGCCACAGCGUUAAAUCUGGCUUGCACGUCAAUAUGGAACAACGAGUGCGACACAGCCGUUGUUGGGGGCAUGAUGCUUCUCAACAGUCCGGACAUGUAUGCCGGCCUGUCGCGCGGACACUUCGUCUCGAGUGACGGACCAUGCAAGACAUUCGACGACGAGGCGAACGGAUACUGCCGGGGCGAAGCUGUAGCAAGCGUCGUUCUCAAGCGGUUAGAUGCUGCCACAGCGGACAACGACAAUAUUCUCGGUGUCAUUCUUGCAUCCGCGACAAAUUACUCCGCAUACGCGGCAUCGAUCACUCAACCUCAUGCUGGCGCACAAGAGACGUUGUUCCGGAAAGUUCUCUCCCAAGCGGCAGUUCAACCAGAUGAAAUUGACUAUGUCGAGCUUCAUGGGACGGGCACACAGCUCGGCGACGCCAUCGAAAUGGCUUCUGUGUUGAAUGUCUUGGCGCCAGAGUCUCCUGUCCGGGCGGCGGAAAGGCCACUAUACGUCGGCUCUAUCAAGGCGAACAUCGGCCAUGGAGAAUCCGCCUCGGGGAUCUCAGCUUUGAUCAAAACUUUGCUUCUCUUCCAGAAACAGCAGAUUCCCCCUCAUGUUGGUAUCAAGAGCGGUCGGUUGAACCGCACAUUCCCCUCACUGGAGAAAAGACGCGUGAGAAUCGCCGACAGAUUGACACCAUUCCCUGCGAUAUCCGGUCGCAGGCGAAAGGUUUUGAUCAACAAUUUCGGCGCUGCCGGUGGAAAUUCCAGUUUCAUACUUGCAGAAGGCAACUUUGCCGACUCUGCCCCUGAAUCUCAAAAGUCGACCGUGCAGCGCGAUCAUGUGAUUAGCGUGACCGCGAAAUCAGACGCGUCGCUUCAGGGAAAUCUGAGAAAUUUGAUCGAUUACCUGGACAAAUAUCCAGAGACUGCGAUCGAAGAUCUAGCAUACACAACCACCGCACGCAAAGUUCAGCAUCCACUACGUGUUUCCGUCACUUCUUCGACGACAUCUCAGGCCAAGAAAGCUCUUUCCGCGGCAUUACAACGUACAGUCACUCGACCAACGAGCAAAUCACAAGAUGUCAUUUUCGCUUUCACUGGCCAGGGCUCCUUGUCACCAGGAGUUGCAAAGCAGCUCUUCGAGACCAAUUCUACGUUCCGGUCGCACCUUACUCGAUUCGAGCGUGUUGCGGUAGACCAGGGAUUUCCUCCAUAUGUCGAAGAGGUCAUUCGCGGUGCGCAUGCCUUUGACCAACUCUCCCCUGUUCAGACACAGCUGUGCCAUGUAUCAAUACAGAUGGCGCUGUUCAAGAUGUGGUCAUCUUGGAACAUCAAGCCUCGCGCCGUCAUCGGCCAUAGCCUUGGUGAAUAUGCUGCCUUCUUUGCUGCAGGAGUCCUGUCUGCCAGUGACACGUUGUAUCUUGUUGGCCGACGUGCAUCCCUUCUUCAAUUGAAGUGCACUUCCUCGACACAUUCAAUGUUGGCAGUGAAUUUGCCAAUGAGUGGCAUACAGAAGAUCAUUCGUGAGCGGUUGAACAACGUGGAAGUUUCCUGUUUGAAUGGACCGUCGGACGUUGUCAUCAGCGGCCCUGUGGCUUCCAUCAGAGAGGCUCAUGGGCUACUGAAGGCCAGUGGAACAUCAUGCACCAUGUUGAAUGUUCCAUAUGCCUUCCACUCAUCGCAGAUCGACCCCAUCCUGGCACCUUUUGAUCAUGAGUUGAUGCAAGUUCCAUUUUCAACGCCUCGGAUCCCUAUUUUGUCAACCUUGCUUGGACGAACCUUGCAGGUGGGCGAAGACAUAGGACCAAGCUACUUUAUACGCCAUGCUCGAGAGCCAGUCCAAUUCUUGGAUGCUCUGCGAACUGCACAGAAUGAGGAUAUAAUUACGACAAACACUACCUUCAUUGAACUCGGUCCGCAUCCUGUCUGCCUAGGCAUGAUUCGGUCUACCCUUGGUCUCAGCGAACGGUUACUUCCUUCGCUCCAUAGGAAGGAAGACUCACUCGCUACAAUCUGCAGAUCCCUGGCAGCUCUGAAUGACCAGGGAUUUUCGAUCGACUGGAAUGAGUAUCAUAACAGCUUUGAAUCUACCCCAAAGCUCCUCAACCUUCCAACCUACGCAUUUGAUGAGAAGAGGUAUUGGAUUGAGUAUCAGAACAAUUGGCUUCUGCAACGCCACGAAGCUGCAGCUUCGUCUGUGCCUGACAAGUCUAUUCAAAAAUUGACAACGACGGUGCAGCGAGUCGUCUCUUCAACCGUCCAGGGUGAAUAUGCCACGGUGAAUUUUGAGUCCGACUUGUCCGAUCCGUCUCUGCACAGGUUGAUUGCAGGCCAUGUCCUCAACAAAGUCGCAUUAUGUCCAUCGGGAGUUUUCGCGGAUAUUGCUCUCACUGUAGCAGACUAUUUUCGCACGCACUUCGUAUUCCCUGGUCCUGUUACUGGUAUGAACGUGGUCAAGUUGGAGAUGACCAGUCCAGUCCUCAUGCCUGUGGAGCGACCUGCGGAAUCGAAGAUGCUUCAGAUCGUGGGAGAAGCAAACCUCGCAUCGAACUCAAUUGGACUGCGCGUGGGAAUACUGGAUGAUCGAAGUGGAGCUUUACAGCACCACGCUUCAUGUCAGAUCGUGUUCGGAGAUUCAGAGUUGUGGGCCCAAGCGUGGAACAAAAAUGCCUAUUUGAUACUCGAGCGAAUGGAAGAUCUCGAGCGUGGUGUUCUCGCCGGAACGACCAGUCAUAUUUCCCACGAAAUGGUCUACAAGCUGUUUGCGAAUGUGGUCCAAUAUGACGAGCGAUAUCAAGGCAUGCAGGAAGUCAUCGUUGAUUCACGAAAACUGGAAGCGGUUGUUUCGCUGGCACUUUACCAAGGGGCCGAUGCGGGGACUUUCUUCUGCUCGCCUCUAUGGCUCGACAAUCUGGCGCAAAUAGCCGGUUUCAUCAUGAAUGCGAUUGGGACAGUCAACCCCCGCGAGUUCACUUACAUCUCCCAUGGGAUCGAAAGCUACCAGAUUGCGGAAGAAAUCGAUCCCCGUCUUCCCUACCGGGCGCAUGUGAGAAUGCUGCCCGAGGAGAAGAAUGUUUUCGUGGGCGAUGUCUCGAUAUUCCAAGGCAAACGUAUGGUCGCCCGAUGUGGAGAUGUCAAGUUCAAGAAGAUUCCACGGGCCUUGAUUGAAAGGCUUCUUUCCUCUUCGACACCGCAAGAGCCUUCUAGCAAGCGUGCUGAGAGUGGAAUCACGCCUAGAAGAGAGCUGAAGGUGAUCCAGAAAUCUAUCGUUUCGAAACAGCCGAGUACCAGUUCAAGCAUCGACAGUCUCAGGAAGCUUCUAGCUUCGCAAAUCGGCAUUUCCGAAGAUGAUCUCUCAGACGACAGCAGCUUCAUCGAACUUGGAGUGGACUCUUUGCUCUCUAUGACCAUUCUAUCCCAGAUUCAAGCAUCCCUCAACAUAGAGCUCCCUGCUUCUGCCUUCACUGAUCUUCCCACCUUCGGUGAUUUGUGCAACCAUGUUCUGAAAGGGUUACCGGAUCAGUCUACAGGACCCCUUCUAACUCCCGGGUCAAGCACUUCCGAGUCUGACAUUUCCUCGCCCCCGAGUCUAUAUGACAUCCCACUGGAAUCCUCAAAUGAUGCACGUCUUCUGGAAGUCUACUCGGUUAUCGCAAGCGAGAUAGGCGUCGAUGUUCAGGAGGUCCUGACAACCGACGAUCUCUCGGUUCUCGGCCUGGACUCAAUGAUGGCAAUUUCCAUUGUUGGGGCUUUGGAAGACAAAAUCGGAGUUCGGCUUCCGUCCGAUACAUUUGAGUCAUCUUCAAAGAACAUGCACAGCAUUCUGAGUGAAAUGUUCGGCCCCUCGCAUCCCUCUGUCUCACAGCCUCCGAUAGCCAAGGAUCCGGCCGCCAACCAGAAAGAAUCAUCUUUCCCCUCUUCCAUUCUCCUCCAGGGCGACAGCUCAAACACCAAGACCCUAUUCCUCUUCCCGGACGGGAGUGGUCUCGCCAGUGCAUACGCGAAAAUUCCCCGGAUCUCCAGUGACCUGCGCGUGUGCGGGUUGAACAGCCCCUUGCUGUAUUCAGCCGGCCACACCCCGGCGGACAUAGAAAGCAUAGCCGCAAGAAUGGUCCAAGUGAUGCGAGAACACCAGCCACAUGGCCCGUACCUGUUAGGCGGGUGGUCAGCGGGUGGUCUCUACGCCUUCGAAGCCGCCAGAGGACUACUACAGGCGGGUGAACAGGUUGAAUCACUAAUUCUCAUCGACUCGCCCUGUCGCCUCCGCUACGACGCUAUGCCUGUCUCUAUAUUGGAUUUGAUCUCAAGCAAGCGGGCUCUAAGCCGCGAGGUUCGAGAUCACUUUUUGCGGACUAUCAGCGCUGUUGAGAAAUAUUCACCACGUCCGCUGCCGCGUAAAGCCUGUCGGGCGACGCUUGUCUGGGCUGAAAACGGACUGUACGGCCAAGAGGACGCCUGUCUGCCUACGGAUAUCGACAUUCACAACCCUAUUGUGGAAUGGUUGCUCAAAAGGGGUGGGGAGUUGGAUGCGCUGGGCUGGGAGGAACUUCUUCCAGGUGUGCAGCUUGGUAUUAAGACCAUGCAGGGAAAUCAUUUCAGUAUGGUUCAGGAUCCUAAUGCGGGUUACUUGAGUGCGGCAAUUGCAGAGGCGCUCUAG
Penicillium bovifimosum is the source of this 6354-nucleotide messenger RNA. RefSeq names its product type I polyketide synthase. Gene Ontology annotation, molecular function: 3-oxoacyl-[acyl-carrier-protein] synthase activity; fatty acid synthase activity; phosphopantetheine binding. The transcript is spliced from 7 exons. Gene Ontology annotation, biological process: fatty acid biosynthetic process; secondary metabolite biosynthetic process. NCBI's taxonomy places the organism in Eukaryota, Fungi, Ascomycota, Eurotiomycetes, Eurotiales, Aspergillaceae. The record is from RefSeq and is a predicted model, not a curated record. The coding region runs from base 1 to 6354 and encodes 2117 amino acids.